Molecule: messenger RNA, 3483 nt
Organism: Saccharomyces cerevisiae S288C
Lineage: Eukaryota; Fungi; Ascomycota; Saccharomycetes; Saccharomycetales; Saccharomycetaceae
Gene: TFC3
Product: transcription factor TFIIIC subunit TFC3
Exons: 2
Coding region: 1-3483 (1160 amino acids)
Biological process (GO): transcription initiation at RNA polymerase III promoter
Cellular component (GO): mitochondrion; nucleus; transcription factor TFIIIC complex
Molecular function (GO): DNA binding
Source: RefSeq, marked reviewed
AUGGUACUGACGAUUUAUCCUGACGAACUCGUACAAAUAGUGUCUGAUAAAAUUGCUUCAAAUAAGGGAAAAAUCACUUUGAAUCAGCUGUGGGAUAUAUCUGGUAAAUAUUUUGAUUUGUCUGAUAAAAAAGUUAAACAGUUCGUGCUUUCAUGCGUGAUAUUGAAAAAGGACAUUGAGGUGUAUUGUGAUGGUGCUAUAACAACUAAAAAUGUGACUGAUAUUAUAGGCGACGCUAAUCAUUCAUACUCGGUUGGGAUUACUGAGGACAGCCUAUGGACAUUAUUAACGGGAUACACAAAAAAGGAGUCAACUAUUGGAAAUUCUGCAUUUGAACUACUUCUCGAAGUUGCCAAAUCAGGAGAAAAAGGGAUCAAUACUAUGGAUUUGGCGCAGGUAACUGGGCAAGAUCCUAGAAGUGUGACUGGACGUAUCAAGAAAAUAAACCACCUGUUAACAAGUUCACAACUGAUUUAUAAGGGACACGUCGUGAAGCAAUUGAAGCUAAAAAAAUUCAGCCAUGACGGGGUGGAUAGUAAUCCCUAUAUUAAUAUUAGGGAUCAUUUAGCAACAAUAGUUGAGGUGGUAAAACGAUCAAAAAAUGGUAUUCGCCAGAUAAUUGAUUUAAAGCGUGAAUUGAAAUUUGACAAAGAGAAAAGACUUUCUAAAGCUUUUAUUGCAGCUAUUGCAUGGUUAGAUGAAAAGGAGUACUUAAAGAAAGUGCUUGUAGUAUCACCCAAGAAUCCUGCCAUUAAAAUCAGAUGUGUAAAAUACGUGAAAGAUAUUCCAGACUCUAAAGGCUCGCCUUCAUUUGAGUAUGAUAGCAAUAGCGCGGAUGAAGAUUCUGUAUCAGAUAGCAAGGCAGCUUUCGAAGAUGAAGACUUAGUCGAAGGUUUAGAUAAUUUCAAUGCGACUGAUUUAUUACAAAAUCAAGGCCUUGUUAUGGAAGAGAAAGAGGAUGCUGUAAAGAAUGAAGUUCUUCUUAAUCGAUUUUAUCCACUUCAAAAUCAGACUUAUGACAUUGCAGAUAAGUCUGGCCUUAAAGGAAUUUCAACUAUGGAUGUUGUAAAUCGAAUUACCGGAAAAGAAUUUCAGCGAGCUUUUACCAAAUCAAGCGAAUAUUAUUUAGAAAGUGUGGAUAAGCAAAAAGAAAAUACAGGGGGGUAUAGGCUUUUUCGCAUAUACGAUUUUGAGGGAAAGAAGAAGUUUUUUAGGCUGUUCACAGCUCAGAACUUUCAAAAGUUAACAAAUGCGGAAGACGAAAUAUCCGUUCCAAAAGGGUUUGAUGAGCUAGGCAAAUCUCGUACCGAUUUGAAAACUCUCAACGAGGAUAAUUUCGUCGCACUCAACAACACUGUUAGAUUUACAACGGACAGCGAUGGACAGGAUAUAUUCUUCUGGCACGGUGAAUUAAAAAUUCCCCCAAACUCAAAAAAAACUCCGAAUAAAAACAAACGGAAGAGGCAGGUUAAAAACAGUACUAAUGCUUCUGUUGCAGGAAACAUUUCGAAUCCCAAAAGGAUUAAGCUAGAGCAGCAUGUCAGCACUGCACAGGAGCCGAAAUCUGCUGAAGAUAGUCCAAGUUCAAACGGAGGCACUGUUGUCAAAGGCAAGGUGGUUAACUUCGGCGGCUUUUCUGCCCGCUCUUUGCGUUCACUACAGAGACAGAGAGCCAUUUUGAAAGUUAUGAAUACGAUUGGUGGGGUAGCAUACCUGAGAGAACAAUUUUACGAAAGCGUUUCUAAAUAUAUGGGCUCCACAACGACAUUAGAUAAAAAGACUGUCCGUGGUGAUGUUGAUUUGAUGGUAGAAAGCGAAAAAUUAGGAGCCAGAACAGAGCCUGUAUCAGGAAGAAAAAUUAUUUUUUUGCCCACUGUUGGAGAGGACGCUAUCCAAAGGUACAUCCUGAAAGAAAAAGAUAGUAAAAAAGCAACCUUUACUGAUGUUAUACAUGAUACGGAAAUAUACUUCUUUGACCAAACGGAAAAAAAUAGGUUUCACAGAGGAAAGAAAUCAGUUGAAAGAAUUCGUAAGUUUCAGAACCGCCAAAAGAAUGCUAAGAUCAAAGCUUCAGAUGACGCUAUCUCUAAGAAGAGUACGUCGGUCAACGUAUCAGAUGGAAAGAUCAAAAGGAGAGACAAAAAAGUGUCUGCUGGUAGGACAACGGUGGUCGUGGAAAAUACUAAAGAAGACAAAACUGUCUAUCAUGCAGGCACUAAAGAUGGUGUUCAGGCUUUAAUCAGAGCUGUUGUAGUUACUAAAAGUAUUAAAAAUGAAAUAAUGUGGGACAAAAUAACAAAAUUAUUUCCUAAUAAUUCUUUAGAUAACCUAAAAAAGAAAUGGACGGCACGGCGAGUAAGAAUGGGUCAUAGUGGUUGGAGGGCAUAUGUCGAUAAGUGGAAAAAAAUGCUCGUUCUAGCCAUUAAAAGUGAAAAGAUUUCACUGAGGGAUGUUGAAGAACUAGAUCUUAUCAAAUUGCUUGAUAUUUGGACCUCUUUUGAUGAAAAGGAAAUAAAAAGGCCGCUCUUUCUUUAUAAGAACUACGAAGAGAAUAGAAAAAAAUUUACUCUGGUACGUGAUGACACACUUACACAUUCUGGCAACGAUCUGGCCAUGUCUUCUAUGAUUCAAAGAGAGAUCUCUUCUUUAAAAAAAACUUACACUAGAAAGAUUUCCGCUUCUACUAAGGACUUAUCGAAGAGUCAAAGCGACGAUUAUAUUCGCACAGUGAUCCGGUCCAUAUUAAUAGAAAGUCCUUCGACCACUAGAAAUGAAAUAGAGGCGUUGAAGAACGUUGGAAACGAAUCAAUAGAUAACGUCAUCAUGGAUAUGGCUAAGGAAAAGCAAAUUUAUCUCCAUGGCUCAAAACUUGAAUGUACUGAUACUUUACCAGACAUUUUGGAAAAUAGAGGAAAUUAUAAAGAUUUUGGUGUAGCUUUUCAGUAUAGAUGUAAGGUUAAUGAAUUAUUGGAGGCCGGAAACGCUAUUGUUAUCAAUCAAGAGCCGUCCGAUAUAUCCUCUUGGGUUUUAAUUGAUUUGAUUUCGGGAGAGCUAUUGAAUAUGGAUGUAAUUCCAAUGGUGAGAAAUGUUCGACCUUUAACGUAUACUUCAAGGAGAUUUGAAAUACGAACAUUAACUCCCCCUCUGAUUAUAUAUGCCAAUUCUCAGACAAAAUUGAAUACAGCAAGGAAGUCUGCUGUCAAAGUUCCACUGGGCAAACCAUUUUCUCGUUUAUGGGUGAAUGGAUCUGGUUCCAUUAGGCCAAACAUAUGGAAGCAGGUAGUUACUAUGGUCGUUAACGAAAUAAUAUUUCAUCCAGGGAUAACAUUGAGUAGAUUGCAAUCUAGGUGUCGUGAAGUACUUUCGCUUCAUGAAAUAUCAGAAAUAUGCAAAUGGCUCCUAGAAAGACAAGUAUUAAUAACUACUGAUUUUGAUGGCUAUUGGGUCAAUCAUAAUUGGUAUUCUAUAUAUGAAUCUACAUAA